CUAUCGUUCUUGGUCAGCCAUUUUUUGCAGGGUAGGCGCAGGAGCAGAUAAAUUCUAAAAAAUCGAGAAUUGACAGUGAAAAGUCGACUUCCUCAAACUUCCAUUCGACUUUCAAGAGCAAAAAAAACCAUUUUGGUCUACAGUCGAAGUUGACCUUCCCAUUCCUAUUGUAAGCAAUUUUAUUUGAUUUGAUACAAGUCGAAUUAAUAAAUUCGCCUUAAUUUGAUACAUUUUUGGGCUGAGUGGCAUUUUAUAACUCAAAAAAAGGAAAUAAUACAUUUUUGUAAAAAUGUUUUUUAUAUCUGAUACCAGCUCAAGUUCUAGCGAUGAAACUAAUAAAAAUGAGCUGAAGAUGCAAAGAAAAGUUAUUAGACAAAAAUCAGAUAUAUUUAAUUUAACCGAUCAUAAAUUCGAAAGCUAUUUUCGACUUAAUAAAACAGCCUUCAAAUAUGUAUUGGGAAAAAUACGACCGAAAAUGAAAGUAGGAAUACGUUCAACGUCGGUUUCCAAUACAAUAAAAUUGGCAGCAACAUUGGGAUUUCUAGCGCAGGGUUCUUACCAAUUAAAUGUUGGGAACAACUUCAACCUUGGUCUCUCUCAGCCAACAGUCUGCUCCAUUCUGUCUGAAACACUUACUGUCUUGGAAGACAUCGUUUGUCCACUAUGGAUAAAAUUUAAUAUGACAAAUGAUGAAAAAGUAAUAAUUAAAAGGGAAUUUCUUGAAAAGACGGGAUUUCCUGGUGUCAUUGGAUGCGUGGCAGGUACCCACAUAAAAAUUUUGGCGCCGAAAAAACAAGACCAGCCUCUUUAUUGUAAUAGGAAAGGCUUUUUCAGUUUAAAUGCCAUGGUUAUUUGCGAUCAUAAAAUGCGUAUACGGUAUCUUGAUGCUCGACAUGCAGGUUCAGCAAGUGACUCACUAAUUUGGAAUGUAAGUGACGCGAGAAGUAUGUUGCGCGAUAGAUGCGAAGCUGGUGAGCGGAAUUGUUGGCUUUUAGGUGAUGCAGGUUAUCCCCUAGAACCAUAUCUCAUGGCGCCAUAUCGCUCAGCUGCAGAAGGAAGUUUAGAAGCUGUUUUCAAUAAGAAACACGCAAAGGCCAGAAAUAUAGUAGGUCAAACUAUUGGAGUACUAAAGAAUCGAUUUCGUUGUUUGCUUGGUAAUCGACCACUUCAUUACAAGCCAGCUAAAGCAACAAAAAUUGCUAAUGUUUGUGCAGCACUUCAUAACAUUUGUAUUGAGUUUGGUUCAGAUAUUGCAAUGGAAGAAAUAAGCGAUGGAGAACAUGUCCAAAUAAAUUUUGAUAGUAAUGAAGAUGCAGAAAACACGCAAAACACAGAAGCUUUACAAAUAAGAGAACAAAUUAAAUGCAAUUUUGUUGAAUAAAGAUCAGUCUUUUCAAUUUGAAUUAAAUAAGAAUCAGUCUUAUUUUU
This is a messenger RNA of Rhagoletis pomonella (apple maggot), 1428 nucleotides long. RefSeq names its product putative nuclease HARBI1. Bases 290 to 1381 code for a protein of 363 amino acids. The transcript has 4 exons. NCBI's taxonomy places the organism in Eukaryota, Metazoa, Arthropoda, Insecta, Diptera, Tephritidae. The record is from RefSeq and is a predicted model, not a curated record.